AUGCCGGCCACCACAGCCGAAACGCUGAGCAUCGUCAACCGCACCGUCUCCGUUGCGCCUCUCGUCCUCCUCUCAGCAGCAGACCACUACGGUCGAUCCGCCAAAGGCACUCGAAAGCGUGUUGUUGGCGUUCUACUGGGUCAGAAUGAUGGCAAGAGCGUGCGAGUAUCCAACAGCUUCGCGGUGCCUUUCGAGGAAGAUGAGAAGGACCCCUCGGUGUGGUUCCUGGAUCACAACUACGUCGAGUCGAUGAAUGAUAUGUUCAAGAAGGUCAACGCGAGGGAGAAGCUGAUCGGUUGGUACCAUUCGGGACCUAAGCUGCGGGCUAGUGAUCUCGAGAUCAACGAGCUCUUCAAGAGAUACACCCCAAACCCGCUUCUAGUCAUCAUCGACGUACAACCGAAGGAGGUCGGCGUGCCCACAGAUGCGUACUUUGCUGUGGAAGAAAUCAAAGAUGACGGAACGACUACAUCGAAGACCUUUGUACAUACACCCAGCACCAUCGAGGCAGAGGAGGCAGAGGAGAUUGGUGUUGAGCACCUUCUGAGAGAUAUCCGGGAUGUCGCAGUCGGCACCCUCAGCACACGGAUAACCAGCCAACUCGAAUCCCUCCAAGGCCUGCACCUACGGUUACAGGACAUCGGCAGAUACCUACAGAAAGUCCUCGACGGAGAUCUUCCAGUCAACCACGCAAUUCUCGGCAACCUUCAAGACGUGUUCAACCUCCUACCUAAUCUCUCCACACCCAAGACCGCUGCCAAGGACCUACCCACUAUUAAUGGCAUAGUGAAUGGUGCAGUUGGUGUCACCGGCGGCAGCACAGAGAACUCCGAACUCGCCCGUGCCAUGAGCAUCAAGACCAACGAUCAGCUCAUGUCGAUCUACCUCUCCAGCUUAAUACGAGCCAUCACAGCGUUCCACGAUCUCAUUGAGAACAAGAUCCAGAACAAGCGGCAGCAGGAAGACGCGGACGCGAAGAAGGAGGAAGACAAGAAAGACGAGGAGAUCAAGAAAGAGGAGAAGCUCAUGUUGAAUGGAACAUCAGAGAAAGCAGAAAAGGAAGGUGCAGAUGAUCCGAAGAAGGAUGAGAAGGGCAAGAAGAAGGGAUAG
Messenger RNA from Zasmidium cellare ATCC 36951, 1110 nucleotides. RefSeq lists its product as uncharacterized. NCBI's taxonomy places the organism in Eukaryota, Fungi, Ascomycota, Dothideomycetes, Mycosphaerellales, Mycosphaerellaceae. Gene Ontology annotation, molecular function: metallopeptidase activity; protein binding. The record is from RefSeq and is a predicted model, not a curated record. The coding region runs from base 1 to 1110 and encodes 369 amino acids. The transcript is spliced from 2 exons. Gene Ontology annotation, cellular component: proteasome complex; proteasome regulatory particle. Gene Ontology annotation, biological process: proteasome-mediated ubiquitin-dependent protein catabolic process.